AUGAGGGAGAGAUCAAGCAUAGCGAAAGACUCCAGAGUCUGGAAUCGGGAGGAGUACGUUCGGCUUGAACGAGAUUCAUUCAGUGUUUUCGUGGACAGUUUACCAGCGGAUAUCUCGAAACGCGAGUUGUUUGGGUUAUUCUCUUGGACGGGACGGAUCAACGACAUAUACCUCUCAAGAAAGACGAGAAAUGGGAAGAUCUACCUAUUUGCCUUCAUACGAUAUACUACGAAGGGAGGAGCGCUGAAGGCUAUUGCUGAAAUGAAUCACAUGCUAUUAAGGGGGAAAGAGCUUUAUGUAGGGGAUGCUAAGUAUAGGAGGGAUGCUUCUAAGGGACGAAGAGUGGCAGAGGUGGUGGCGGAGGGAAGGCCACACCACCGCCAGGCUGAGGUCAAUAACGCGGUAAGGGAGCACACAGUUGGGAUCCAGCCAUCUCCAAACAUGGUGCAGGGGGCACGGCCGAGUGCUCUAGAUAUUGCAACACAUGCCAUAGAGGAGGAUUCUAAGAAAAUGGGGGCAAUGUUGUCAAUCUCGAAUGGCUGCAAAGGAGUGUGA
Molecule: messenger RNA, 555 nt
Organism: Arachis ipaensis
Lineage: Eukaryota; Viridiplantae; Streptophyta; Magnoliopsida; Fabales; Fabaceae
Source: RefSeq, a predicted model, not a curated record